Molecule: messenger RNA, 1749 nt
Organism: Papilio polytes (common Mormon)
Lineage: Eukaryota; Metazoa; Arthropoda; Insecta; Lepidoptera; Papilionidae
Exons: 10
Coding region: 255-1331 (358 amino acids)
Cellular component (GO): membrane
Source: RefSeq, a predicted model, not a curated record
UAGCCGUUAUUCGUUAUCCUGUGUUGCGAUUUGUAGGCGGUCGGUCGCGUUUAUUGAGUUCAAAUAAGUUUUUCUAAUCUCGUAUAAAAUUUUCUGAAUAAUGAUCGCUCAAGCAGUGAUAAAUAUUGACAUCCUUUUUUGUGCCCAGUGAAAAGUAAAGUACUUUGUGAAGGUAAAAAAAUUGUGAUUGUUCUAGAUACAAGAUGUGUAAAAGCUAAAAUUUGAAGAUACUCGAAAACGAAUAAUAAAGAAAAAUGAAGCCGCUUAUCAAUAAGAAUCUCAUUACAUUGAAAUGUGUUCUCUUCUGUUUUCUCUCAGGCAUAGGAUGCAUUUACCCGUUCCUAUCCCUGCACAUGCUGGCGACGGGAUUGGACCGGGCUGAGGCACGUCUGAUCUCAGCCGUCGCGCCGUGCAUCGCUCUUCUUGGCCCAGCAAUAUUAGGGCCUCUUGUUGAUAAGUUGUCAGUGGGGCGAGGGUCGACUGGAGGCGGCCAUAGUCCGAGUGGGUCGGGCAGGCUGCUGCGUGUCGUUACCGCUAUCUGCCUCAUAGCGCGGCGGCCACAAGUGCUGUUCAUGUGCGACGCGGAGGGCGCGUACGUGAUGCAGGAGGUGUGCACGGAGGGCAUGCGCUGCAACACCUGGCCCGGACAGAAGAAAGGAGUGCUAGCGGUGGGCACGUGUGAGUACGGAUGCGCCAGCGACGACAUGAGCUGGCUGACGGAGCCCUUCCUCACCACCACCACUACAACCACGCUCAGCCCCAUGUACAACAGCGUCGCCAAUGCCACCCCAUCAUCAGAGCUGGUGACAGAGGAUGGUGACGAGGGUCCGGAGUUCGAGCGCAAUCCGCCACAUCUGUGCACGGACGCAUUUGUACCAGGUCUGGCGUACAGCACGAGCUACUGGUGGGUGGCGGCGUGCGCGCUGCUGCAGGUGUUCACGCUGAGCCUGGUGUGGGUGACCGCCGUGCUCUACUUCCGGCACCUCGUGCCCAAGAAGUACACCACCACCGGCCAGGCGCUGCCCGUCAUCGCGCACUUCUGCAUCGGUCGUUGUAUCGGUGCGAUAGUUGGCGGGCUGGUGUCGCUGUCGGCCCCGCUGGAGGCGCAGCGCGGCGUGUACCGCGCGCUGGGCGUGGCCGCGCUGGCCGCCGCCGCGCUCUACCUCGCGCUCUACCACCUGCUGCUGGCCCCGCGCUGCGCCGCGCCGCCCGCGCCGCCGCCGCACACGCUGCUGCAAGGUUUGAACGCCAACGGUGCGUCGAACGGCACGUACUCGCCGAUGCGCGUCUAUCACGAGGAGCGCUCGCGGAAGGGACACUUCCGUUACUGAGCUCACUUCACUCCGUACUUCUACUUUUGAUGUUCCACUGAACCAUGACAACUUCUAUAAGUACAUCAAUGUGAUAUAAUCUACUUUACUAAUUUCUCUGAUUUAAUCAGGUUUUGCUUUGAGCUAUUUUAAAUGCCUUUUCUGCAUUUGUUUAAUUUAUAAUAAUAAUAUUGUUUAAGUAAUAUUUUAAUUAAAUAAAAUUAUGUCUUAAUUAAUUCAAAUAAAUCGUUGUUUUAUAUUCCAAUCAUUCCGAAAACAGCAAGUCUAUGCGACACGAGAUUCAAUUACAUAGAUUUUUACUUCUUUCCUUUGUUUCACUUUUACCGAGUUCCAGUUGGGAAGAAUUAAAUAAAACUGCCAUCUAUUGUACCACUGUGUAUUUCUCUUAAAAACAAAUUAUAUGACAUAUAUAUUGUGA